Molecule: messenger RNA, 4617 nt
Organism: Alligator mississippiensis (American alligator)
Lineage: Eukaryota; Metazoa; Chordata; Crocodylia; Alligatoridae
Product: fms related receptor tyrosine kinase 3 ligand
Exons: 10
Coding region: 2813-4543 (576 amino acids)
Biological process (GO): L-glutamate transmembrane transport
Cellular component (GO): plasma membrane
Molecular function (GO): glutamate:sodium symporter activity; neutral L-amino acid transmembrane transporter activity; L-glutamate transmembrane transporter activity
Source: RefSeq, a predicted model, not a curated record
GGGGUGGGACAUGAUGGGGCAUAUUUAUACAGAGAACUAUGGGGCAAGAGGGACCCUGCUGGAUUUCAGGGCUUGGGGAUCAGCUCCCUCCCAUAGUGCUUUAGGGGGGUCUGGCAGGAUCUAGGGCAGCCCCCCUCCCCCUACCAGGUCCCCCUAGCCAGGGAAUCAGGACACCUGGGGGUGGGAGUGAGUGGGGCAGCAGGGCAUGGUCAUGGAUACAAGCACCAGGACACCUGGGUUCUCUCCCAGCCCCAGGAAAAGAAUAGGAUUUGGUGCAUGAGAGCAGGGGGAAGCUGAGAGCUUAGACUCCUGGGUUCUAUUUAAAGCUGCUUCUACCUUCCAAGAGACACCCCCACCCCCCUGCCCCACAUCAUCCCAUAGUCCCCACCCUGCCCUCCCCCAAUCCCAUCCACCCAGGGCGUCUGAAUGAACCUGGGCAUGGGACAGAGUGGGGGGGACACCGUCUGGCAGCCUUGCCUCCUCCCCCACCCCCCCUGUUCCUUUCCUCCUUGAUCUUUCCCCCUCCUGGCUAAUCCCCUCACCAACCCCCAGUGACGUAGCAGUGUGACGGGGGCAUUAAGCUAGUUGGGGGGGGGCAAUGGGGACCCACCCCCCAGUGCCAGCUGCUGCCAGAUCCCCCUUCGCCUCUGCAGGAGACGGGCACCGGCCCAGGUAACGCAGCACCAGUGGGGUCAGGGUCUUCCUUGGGCAGGGCUGGGAUCUGAUGGGAAAGGAGUAGGUGAGUAGGGCAGCUGGGGAUAGUAGUGGGCACAGCAGCUGGCACCUGGGUUGUACCCCUGUACCAAGAGGGGAAGUGGGGUCUGGUGGGUGAGAGCAGAGAGGCUGGGGAGCCAGGAUGCCUGGGUUCUCUUCUAGCUCUGGGAAGGGAGUGGGGCUGGAGAAGAGUUGGGAGUUCAGACAUCUGGGUUCUAUCCCUACACUUGGAGAGGAGCUGGAGUAGAUGUGAGGGAGCCUGAAGCUGGGACCACCUGGGUUCCCUUUUACCCCCUCCCCCCACCUCCGCUUAUAUUCCUUCUUAUACCCAUGUCCUGUGUUCUCUCUUACACACCCAGUCACACAUGCCCCAUCCCUCUUGCACACGUCCCAAAAUCCCUCUCACGCGCACACACACAUGCCCUGAGCUCCCUCUUACACACCCCCACACACCCCUUGUAUUCCCUCUUACACCCAUGUCCUAUGUUCCCUCUUACACACCCAGUCACACAUACACCCCCUGAGUCCCCUCUUACACACCCGUACGACUCUCCUCUGCCCCACCAGUGGGGGCAAAAGAAAACCUCAGUCAUUCCUCUACAGCUGGGGGCUAUAGCAUCUGCCCCAUACCCCAUCCCCUCCAGGGUGGGGGGAGGGCACCAUCCCUAAUCCAGCCCCAGUCCUUCAGGGCUGCCAGUUCUAAUCCUACCCUGGAUGUAGUGCCUGAGAGUUCAGUGUCUCUCCUGCAGGCCCUGUGGGUUCCCUGGGGGCUAUAAUUCCUCCCCACCAGCCGCCGCCUCCAGAGCUCUAUUAGCGCUAAGAUUACUCAGUGCUACAGGAAAGAAAUUGGAAAAUCUUCCCUGCUGACAUGGAUUAUCGGGAGGGGGAAGGUCCCAGCUGCUACUCAGGCCCUGGAGAAACUCAGCCCCAGAAACAGCAAAGUUCCCAGCUCAGGGCCCAGGUCCCAUCCUUGCCCUGGAGCCGGGUCACCUGGGUUUUUCCCUACUCUGGGAGGCAGUGAGGUCUGGAGGCUUAGAGCAGGGGGAGCUGGGAGUCAGGACUCCUGGGUUCUCUCCCUGGUUUGGGGAGGCAAGUGGGGUUAGCGCAGGGGUGGGCAAUUAUUUCGGGCAGAGGGCCGCUCACAGAGUUUUGGUAAGCCAUUGAGGGCUGCAUGACAGGCAGCAAGGGGCAGAUCAAUAUUAAUUUUCUAAGUUUUUUAGGGGCCCUGCAGGCCAGAUAGAAUGGCCUGGUGGGCUGCAUCCAGCCUGCGGGCCACGUUUGCCCACCCCUGGGUUAGACAGUAUCAGUGCAAAGGGACUGGGAGCCCUAUCAGGGCAAGGCCCCCACCCCAUGCCCACCCCCUGGAUUGGGGCCAGCACCCCCUGGAGGGGAAAGGCCUCUGCCCCUCACCACCCAAGAAGGCAGCAGGGAUUGGACCCCUAGAAGUGGCAGGGGGAUCCUGGGCUGGCUGCACAUAAGGUCCCCACCAGGUAGCCCUUCCUCCACCCCUGAGCCAUUCCCCUCGUGGGUGGCUGGAGGGGAAGGAGAUCCCACAACAGGCCCCCCAGGGGUGCCUGUCCAGGGAGCAGGGGACAAUAUUCCUUCCUCCCUGGAGCCCUUGGAUGGUGAACCUAGGUGUCCUGGUCACAUACCAGGUGAAGAAACAGCCCUUGCCAUCACUUCCUGUCCCAAACUCUUCCAUAACUGCAGAACAGCCUCCCUGGAGCCAGCUGGGAAGGGGGUUAGAAGGGUCAGUGUGGGGCAGGAUGCCUCCCAGUUCUGGGACAGGAGUAGGGGCCAAUGACUUAGAGCAGGAGGACUGGGAGCCAGGACACCUGGGUUCUGUCCCAAGGCUGGGAGGGGAGGGGUGUGUGUCGGGUUACAGCUGGGAUGGGGGGGAGCCUGGAUUCUCUCCCAGCUCAAAGUGGACAGUGCCAUAUCAGUGUUAGAGCAAAGCGGAUGCAGAAAGCCCAGAUGUCUGGGUUCUCUCCCUCCUCAGGGGUCUCUCCACCUGCCUGCAACCCAGGCCUGGGGUUCCCAGUCUCCUUCUCCCACCCCCCCCCAACAUUGUGCCAGGUGAUCCCACUCCCCCACCACGAUGACAAACCAUGUGGAGGUGCCCCUGGGGGACAGGCCCCAUCUCAGCCUGGAGCCGCUCCCCAAGCCCUGCGUGGACAAGCACUGCAGCUGGCUGACCCGCAACCUCCUGCUCUCCCUCACCAUCCUGGGUGUUAUUCUAGGCUCUGUGUUUGGGAGUCUCCUGCGACUGCUCCCACCCCUGGACAGUGACCUCAUCAUGCUGAUUUCUUUCCCUGGAGAUAUUCUCAUGCGCAUGCUCAAGAUGCUCAUCUUACCUCUGAUCAUCUCCAGCCUCAUUUCAGGGCUGGCGGGGCUAGAUGCCAGGUCGAGUGGGCGCAUGGGCACGCGAGCCAUGGUGUAUUACGUGUGCACCACGGUGCUGGCGGCUGUGCUGGGCGUCAUCCUGGUCCUCACCAUCCACCCGGGCAACCCUGAGUUGAAGCGGGCACCGGGCACGGGUGAACGCAAUGAGGAGGUCUCCAGCCUGGAUGCCUUCCUGGACCUCAUCCGCAACCUGUUCCCCGAGAACCUGGUGCAGGCCUGCUUCCAGCAGAUCCAGACAGUGACCCAGAAGGUCACGGUGGCACCUGAGGUGGUGAGGCAAGAGAACGUGAGCCAGGGCCUCCAUGCCAACCUGACCCUGGUCAAUGCCACCGUCACUGAGAUCAACCUGGGGCCCACCACCAUCACCCAGAAGCGGCUGGAAUUCAAGCCAGGGAUGAACGUGCUGGGGCUGAUCGGGUUCUUCAUUGCCUUCGGCAUCGCCAUGGGGAAGCUGGGCGAGGCAGCCCGGCCCAUGGCCGAUUUCUUCAACAUCCUCAAUGAGAUCAUCAUGCAGCUUGUCUCCAUGAUCAUGUGGUACUCACCCUUUGGCAUCGCCUCCCUGAUCUGUGGCAAGAUCGCAGCCAUCAAGGACCUGGAGCUGGUGGCACGGCAGCUAGGGCUCUAUGUACUGACAGUGAUGCUGGGCCUGGCACUGCACGGUGCCCUGAUCCUGCCCCUCAUCUUCUUUGGCAUCACGCGCCAGAACCCCUUCACCUUCUAUGGUGGCAUCUUCCAGGCCUGGGUCACUGCCCUGGGCACCGCCUCCAGUGCCGGGACACUGCCCGUGACCUUCCGGUGCCUGGAGGAGAACCUGCACAUCGACCGGCGGGUGACGCGCUUCGUGCUGCCCAUUGGUGCCACCAUCAACAUGGAUGGCACUGCACUCUAUGAGGCUGUGGCUGCCAUCUUCAUUGCCCAAAUGAACAGCAUCGUCCUUGACAGCGGCCAGAUUGCCACCGUCAGCCUGACAGCCACCCUGGCCAGCGUGGGUGCAGCCAGCAUCCCCAGUGCAGGGCUGGUGACCAUGCUGCUGAUCCUGACAGCUGUGGGGCUGCCCACCCAGGACAUCAGCCUCCUCAUCGCCGUGGACUGGCUGCUGGACCGCAUGCGAACCUCCAUCAACGUUGUGGGUGACUCCUUUGGCGCCGGCAUCGUGCACUACCUGUCGCGGGCCGAGCUGGCUGCCAUUGAUGCACGGACCGAGGGGUGUGACUCUGACCCUGCCACCCUCAAGCUGCAGGCGCUGGGCAACCAUCAGGGGCCACUAGAGGGCACUGGUGCAGGAUACACAGCGCUGUCCACCCAGGGGGAUGAGAAUGAGGAGCAGGGGGAGAAGCCUGAAGUCCCACCAGAGCAUGAGGAUGAGGGGUCCAUGGUGUGUACAGAGAACGAGGAAGAGGAGGAGAAGAAAGAGACUGAUGAAUAGCAGAGCGGCAGGGAGGGGGUGGGGUCACUGCUGUAUCAAUUAUUCACCUGGAUUUAUUGGGGGGGGGGUAGGGG